AAGUGGGCUGCCGAGAACGCCACGGCGAGCUCAAGCAAUUGACUAAUUAUUGGCUUUCUCCUGUCUUGUACACAGACUUAUGAGGUUACAGACUGCUCUAUCUCUUAUACCAGGUCAAAAUCUGCUCGCUGAAGCGCUUUGUUAUCAGCAGCUUGCCAAAUUUACCUGCUGUAUAAGGUCAUGUAGCUCAAGGUUGCUUUUCUAGCUCAGAGCAAUAUAUAUCAUUCUGAUACGCCGACAUCAGCAACAUAGCCUUAUUUUCUUCAAGUUGCUAUCAUCAUUAAGGCUGGCCUUUUCGCCUUCUGCAAAUGUCGUCCCCAGAAAGCCAGACCGGAAUUUCCUUUGCAGGCAAAACGGUGGUCCUGACUGGGGCAUCCUCUGGGCUCGGAUUCGAGGCUGCCAUCAAACUGCUCAAUCUCGGUGUCGACUCCCUUGUUAUUGGCAUUCGCAACCUGGAGCGAGGAGAAGCGACAAAAGCUGAGCUGGAGCUGCGCACCAACAGACCAGGGGUAAUCCAUGUCUGGGAAUUGGACAUGAGCAGUUUUCAAAGCGUCAUGCAUUUCGCAGCUCGCGUCAACGCAGAGAUCAAGCGGCUGGACAUUGUAUUACUCAAUGCGGGAUUGUGGAAUCGAAGUUACACAGCGUCACCUGAUGGAUGGGAGGAGACGUUGCAGGUCAACACACUGUCCACUUCGUUGCUGGCGAUUCUGCUUCUUCCUAAACUCCGGAGUAGCUCGUCUCCUGAAAGCCCCAGUCACUUGAGUGUGGUAUCAAGCAAACUGUUUACCAGAGUAAAAGUGGACAGUCUCCGGACUGAAGGCUCACUGCUGGAACAUCUCAAUGACCCCCGGCGCUUUACUGGGCCCCAGCAAUACCGGAUCUCGAAGCUCUUGAUGGAGUAUGUCCUCAAGACGGUGGCGCUACACGCGCGUGAGGAGAAUGGUUCAGUCCCAGUGAUUGUCAACACUGUCAGUCCUGGGUUCUGUGCGUCCUCUCUGGGACGGCAGUACGACCGAUUCUACGAGCGAUGGAUGAUGUGGUUAGUAUAUAAGCUCUUUGCUCGCACGGCGGAACAGGGGAGCCGGUCUCUGGUCAGUGCAACUUAUCAAGGAGUCGAGUCACAUGGGAAGUGCUGGAGAAAUGAUGGUUAUGUGGAUGAAUCGGCUGCUUUGACCACGGGGGAAGAGGGCAAACAACUUCAAGCCAAAGCGUUUGAGGAAAUAUUUCAAGUCCUUAGGCAUUCGGCUCCAGAGGUUGAAGAAAUGAUCAAGAAAUCGUAAUGAAGUGUCAAUAUAUGGUCUGCAAAAUAGAGGAUCCACCCUGAUAUCAGCCAGCAAAAGUUACAUAUAACUGGUGGGCCGUUACCGUCACCCAGGACUGGAAGGGCUGAACGUCACCUUGCCGUCCAAAGAGGAAAAAACAACCCAUGGUGGUUUGUCAUUUGCUACGGGAAUUACAUUGGAAGCUCGGGAAGAAUUUAGAUAACAUACUCUCAGAG
Messenger RNA from Aspergillus novofumigatus IBT 16806, 1498 nucleotides. Its product is annotated as putative short-chain dehydrogenase/reductase family protein. The transcript is spliced from 3 exons. NCBI's taxonomy places the organism in Eukaryota, Fungi, Ascomycota, Eurotiomycetes, Eurotiales, Aspergillaceae. The record is from RefSeq and is a predicted model, not a curated record. Bases 309 to 1280 code for a protein of 323 amino acids.